Selaginella moellendorffii is the source of this 2764-nucleotide messenger RNA. Its product is annotated as exocyst complex component SEC10b. Lineage: Eukaryota; Viridiplantae; Streptophyta; Lycopodiopsida; Selaginellales; Selaginellaceae. Bases 62 to 2590 code for a protein of 842 amino acids. The record is from RefSeq and is a predicted model, not a curated record. The transcript is spliced from 23 exons. Gene Ontology annotation, cellular component: cytoplasm; exocyst. Gene Ontology annotation, biological process: exocytosis; Golgi to plasma membrane transport.
AUUUUGUGUAAACAGGGGGGACCCUAGGCCUGGCGCCCAGCUAAGAUUGGAUCGAUCGACAAUGCCGUCCGCCAGUGGCGGCAAGAGAUCUGCUGCGAAAUCUGGAGUCUCGUUGUCUAUCAAAGACUUCCAGGGGGACUUCUCCUUCGAUGCGUUCUUCAACAAUCUCGUCGGCGACAUACUGAAAGUGGAAGACGGUGAAAAGCCGCCGCCUCAAGAGGAUGCUGCUUCGAAUGGCCAGAAGCUCGUGAAGCCUGCGUUUGCCGAGGCAAAUGCGCUGCUUGCUCGAUUUAAGGAGGCGCGAAAGCAGCUCCUUGAGCUUGGACUCCAGGCGGAUGCGCAGCUUGAGAAAGUGAAGAAAGAAGUAAGCGCGGAGGAUAUCAGGCAUAGAACAAAGCUCUCCGAGCUCGAAAAAGGAGUUCAUGGCCUGUUUGAUAGCUUCAGUAAGCUGGAUAAUCGGAUUUCGGGUGUUGGACAAACGGCAGCACGAAUUGGUGACCACUUGCAGAGUGCAGAUGCACAACGGGAGACGGCUACUCAGACAAUUGAGCUGAUAAAAUACUUGAUGGAGUUCAAUACAAAGUCCGGUGACUUGAUGGGACUGUCUCCACUCUUCUCAGACGACAACCGUGUUGCUGAGGCGGCAGCUAUAGCUCAAAAACUUCGUGCUCUCGCCGAAGAAGACAUUGGAGGAACUGGCUCUGGUGCCACGGGCACCACCGUCAAAGGGACUGCAAAUGCGAACCCCGGCCUAGAAGUUGCCGUGGCAAACCUUCAGGAGUAUUGUAAUGAACUUGAGAACCGCCUUCUUGAUCGGUUUGACGCUGCCUCGCAGAAGAAGGAGCUAUCUACCAUGGGCGAAUGUGCAAAAAUAUUGUCGCAGUUUAAUAGAGGCGCCAGAGCAAUGCAACGCUAUGUUGCCUCGCGUCCUAUGUUUUUAGAUGUCGAGGUAAUGAAUGAAGACACAAGAACUGUGCUUGGGGAUCAAACCACAGACACUGCAGCGCCUGGGUCGCCACAACCUGUUGCAGAUACGGCAACAAUAAUUCGUGGGUUGGGAAAGCUUUACAAGGAAAUUACAGAUACGGUUCGGAGAGAAUCUGCAACGGUCUCUGCUGUUUUCCCAUCGCCGGAUGCAGUCAUGUCAAUCCUUGUACAGAGAGUUAUGGAGCAAAGAGUAUUUGCUAUCCUAGAUAAGCUCCUUGUCAAACCCAACCUUGCAAGUACGGCUCUGAUAGAAGAGGGCGGCCUUCUUCAGCAUCUGAAACUGUUGGCGGCCACUUAUGAAAAGACUCAAGCUUUUGCAAAAGAUCUUCGGGCUCUAGGUUGUGGCGAGCUGGACGUUGAAGUUCUUGCGGAAUCUCUCUUCACUAGUCAUAGGGAUGACUAUAUCGAACUUGAACAGGCAUCGCUUUCUCAAAUGUUUGAAGCGAAGAUGGCCGAGGUCAGGGCAGCGUUACCUCCACCUCCAGACAUUGGUCCUCGUGGAAGCAAAAUGGCUGCUUUUCAAAACUUUUCGCAACCAUCUUUGACAACUGAAGUUGUAACUGAAUUUGUGCGUUGGAACGAAGAAGCUGUUCUUCGGUGCAGCCUGCUAACGGGAGCUCAGCCUGGAUCUCUAGCAUCGAACGUGAGAGCGAUUUUUACGUGCCUACUGGAGCAAGUAAAUCACUAUAUUACUGCGGCCUUAGAACGUGGUCAAGACGCUCUCCGAGAAGCCGCAGCAUUGAGAGAACGUUUCGCUAUUGGAACUGCAGUUAGCCGUCGGGUUGCAGCUGCUGCUGCUUCAGCGGCCGAGGCUGCUGCAAACGCCGGUGAGAUUAGUGUCAGCUCUUUCAUGACCACCGUGCAAAGGGCUACGACUAAUGUCGCCAUUGUUCAGCAGUAUUUUGUGAACACGAUCGCUCGGAUUCUUCUUCCGGUCGAUGGGGCACAUGCCGCGUGCUGUGAGGAAAUAGCAACAUCCAUGUCACAUGCUGAGGAUGCUGUAUUGAAGGGCUUGCAGCUUUGUAUGGACUCCAUGAUAGCUGAGGCGGAACGCCUACUGGCUUUGGAACAAAAAGUGCAUGAUUAUCAGCCUUCGGAUGAUGGAAGUCUACCGGACCAUCGGCCGACUAACGCCUGCACACGAGUGGUAGCGUUCUUGUCUCGGAUGCUGGAUUCCACCAACACAGCUUUGGAUGUUUCGAACAGACAAGUCUUUGUGACUGAGCUGGGAUGCCGUCUAUACAAAUCGCUUAUCACUCACUGGCAAAGGUUCACAUUUAGUCCAAGUGGCGGCCUCAGAUUGAAACGUGACGUUACCGAGUUUGCUGAGUUCGUUCGCAGUUUCAAGGCUCCCACAGUAGACGAGAAGUUUGAACUCUUGGGAACGAUGGUUAACAUUUUCAUCGUCGCACCGGAGAGCCUGAAAACACUAGUUGACGGGAGUUUGCGCAACGCUAGCAAGGAUGCGAUUCGGUAUUUAAAUACCUCUGUGCUUUUUGUGCGUAUCAUUUCUUUCCAAAUUUCCUGCAGAUUCAUACAACUUCGAGAAGAUUAUAAGUCCGCGAAGCUAUCUAACAUUGUUAACCAGCUUGCAAUCAGUUGAUCAUCUCAAAGAGUGGCUUUGACUUGAAGGUUUUUGUAGCUGUGCUUUCAACUUCAUAUGAUCGAGCUGGCUUUAUUGGUUUGCCACUAGCUUUCUGUAACAGAGUUGAGAUAUUUCUUUUGGUAUCGAACAAGUCUUAUCAAUGAAAUCUUACCAACAAGCAAGUAGACUGAA